Boleophthalmus pectinirostris (great blue-spotted mudskipper) is the source of this 3467-nucleotide messenger RNA. RefSeq names its product catenin, beta like 1 (gene ctnnbl1). The coding region runs from base 108 to 1817 and encodes 569 amino acids. The record is from RefSeq and is a predicted model, not a curated record. The transcript is spliced from 16 exons. Gene Ontology annotation, cellular component: spliceosomal complex. Lineage: Eukaryota; Metazoa; Chordata; Actinopteri; Gobiiformes; Gobiidae.
CGGCACUCAUGUGCAGGCACGGUUGUUGUUAGCCAUUAGCCGCGAAACUACUCUGCGCGCUCCAUUAUUUCACAAAUUUUGGCAUUUGAAAUUUUCUGCUUGAUAGUAUGGAUGUCGGAGAGCUCCUAAAUUACCAGCCUGACAGAGGAGCAAAGCGUCCCAGGAACAAGGAUGGAGGGGCCACUGGAGGAGAUGAUGUGAGAGUGAAGCACCAAAAGACCCUCAGCAGAGAGCUGCACAGACACAGAGAACAGCUGGAGACAGAAGAGGAGUCUGAGGAGGACACUGGACACCGGAACAAGAUCUUAGAGAAACUUCUGGACCAGGAUGAAGAUGAUCCAGAGGCCGAGCCAGUGGACGAGAGUUCAGUGAAGAAAAUGAUUCUGACCUUUGAGAAGAGGUCCUACAAAAACCAGGAGCUGAGGAUUAAGUUUCCGGACAACCCAGAGAAGUUCAUGGAGUCAGAGUUGGAUCUGAAUGACAUUAUCCAGGAGAUGCACGUGAUUGCCACUAUGCCAGACUUGUACCAUCUGCUUGUUGAGCUGAACGCUGUCCACUCACUGCUGGGCCUACUCAGCCACGAAAACACUGAUGUGGCCAUAGCCGUGGUGGACCUGCUGCAGGAGCUGACAGAUAUCGACACCCUCCACGAGAGUGAGGAGGGAGCUGAGGUCCUCAUCGAUGCUCUGUUGGAGGGUCAGGUGGUCGCUUUGUUGGUACAGAAUAUGGAGCGUCUGGAUGAGUCUGUGAAGGAGGAGGCUGAUGGCGUCUACAACACACUGGCAAUCAUCGAAAACAUGGCAGAGUUCAGACCAGGACUGUGCACAGAGGCAGCUCAGCAGGGACUCAUGCAGUGGCUGCUCAAAAGAAUCAAGGCCAAGAUGCCGUUUGACGCUAACAAGCUGUACUGCAGUGAAAUCUUGGCUAUUCUGCUACAAAACAAUGAUGACACCAGAGAGCUGCUGGGGGAGAUGGACGGCAUCGAUGUGCUGCUCCAGCAACUGUCCGUAUUCAAACGUCACAACCCGUCCACAGCGGAGGAGCAGGAAAUGAUGGAAAACCUGUUUGAUGCUCUGUGUUCAUGUCUAAUGUUGCCCAGUAACAGAGACCGCUUCCUCAAAGGGGAGGGACUUCAGCUCAUGAAUCUCAUGCUCAGAGAAAAGAAAAUGUCCCGAACUAGUGCUCUGAAAGUUCUGGACCACGGAAUGAUAGGACCCGAGGGUGCCGACAACUGCCAUAAAUUUGUGGACAUCCUGGGCCUGAGAACCAUCUUUCCCCUUUUCAUGAAAACCCCCAAAAAGAUGAAGAAAACUGGGACUUCAGAGAAAGAGCAUGAAGAGCAUGUGUGCUCCAUCAUCGCCUCCAUGUUGCGGAACCUCAAGUCUCAACAGAGAAGCAGGCUACUCACCAAGUUCACUGAGAAUGACUGUGAGAAGGUUGAUCGGCUAAUGGAGCUGUACUUUAAAUACCUGGAGGCUGUUCAACAGGCCGACAAGAGGAUCGAAGGAGAAAAGCAUGAGAUGGUGCGGCGAGGGGAGAUCCUGGACGACAGCAUGGAAGAUGAGUUCUACCUCAGAAGGCUGGACGCUGGGCUGUUUGUUCUACAACUCAUCUGCUACAUUAUGGUGGAGAUCAGCAACUCGGGGAUAGCACAAUUGCAGCAAAGAGUCCAGCAGAUUCUGAACGUCAGAGGAGGCUCUGUCAAAGUGAUACGACACAUAAUGAGAGAGUAUGCAGAGAGCAUUGGCGAUGGGAAGACUGAGGAGUUCAAAGAAGCUGAGAGGAAGAGGAUCAUGGACCUCCUGGACUCUUUCUAAUAUUAUUUUUUAGUACUUUUUUUUUUUACCGGCACCAUGCAGCAAGGUUUGAAUUUGGAUAGUAGUUCUUUCAUGUUUUGUCUGGAUUGCUUUUCCUUGACAGACAUUCCUCUAGACUAGAAAUCGGCUGAUAUGUGUUUUUUUUUUUUUUUUUCCUUUUUCUCUUCAUGGCCAAUACCGAUUGUUUAGAACCCAAAGGAACCGAUGGUCGAUGACUUAUGGUGAUAUUUUUAGGGUGAUAUAUAAGGCCAGUUUUGGGCAUUUCCAGAAAUUAUCUAAUAAGAAUUCAAAACAAAAUCAUCCCCAACCUUGUAGAAAGCAGUGUAGUAAUUUUUGCAGUAUCCUCUUAAGACUAAAGUGUUCAAACAAAACUUUAUACAUAUAUAUUAUCAGGAAUAUUUAGGCCAACUAAUAUGUCAGUCUAUCUCUCCUCUAGAACACAUAUGUGUUAAUGGACUAGCAUGCAGAAAAUGUUAAAUUUGUUUUAUCUUUUUUUGUUUGUUUGUUUAGUUUAUUAUAUUGGUCUUUUUGUCUGUUUGUACAACUUGAUAAAAAAACAAAGUAAUAAAAAUGUUAUGUUAUAAGGUAAAUCAAAAUACAAACCCAAGCAUAAAAUAGAGCACAUUUAGACAAGAUAAUAUUAUCUUUCUGGAAUAAAACCAAAUAAUAAUUUAUAAAUCAUGUUCAGUUAAUUAAUGCAUAGAUGUAAAAGGGCAUUCAUCUUCAUUUCAUAAUGAGUAAUUUUACCCUGAGCGCUAACAGUUGCUGAAACAAUAUCGAAGCUUAAUAGAAAUACAUUUAGUUCAUUAAUUUUUAUAAAGUGCAUUGUUUUGCAAAUAGUUCUAAAGUGCUUUGGUGAGAUUGUUUUAUUCAGAAAAGGUCCUUGAAGAGCAAAUCUUUGUUAUUAUAUAAAACAAUGGACUAUAAAACCUUUUUAGAUAAAAUUAAAGAUGUUCAUUCCUAGUAAAAAAAAAAAAAAGACAAAGGGGUCUGUUGUCCUGGGCCCCAAGGUUUUAGGGGCCCAGAAUUGGACCCUCAAACUAUUAAUUUAUAUUAGAGGGGGGCCCAUGUGAGUCGUCUUGCCCUAGGCCCCCACAUUUCUCUUGAUGGUCCUGCAUAGAACAACUAAUAUAAUUAAAAUUUAGGUGGCACAGAUUUGAUUAAUUUACUACAUUACGAAUCCCAGUGUUUUCUACUUUCUACAUGCAUGUCUAACUUGCCUUUGACCUUUCAAAAGUACAGGGAAAGUUAAUAAUUUGUAUGAUUAAUAGCAUUUUAUAUUUCUUAUUUCAAGAUCAAAAUUGCCUUCCUUGCACAAACUAAUCCUUCCACCAAGAAUCCAUCAAACGCUAUUAUCUUUGCGGUCUACUUAGAAUCUCAUUAUCUGCUGUUAAAGCCAGUCUUAAUAGUGCCCGAUUGAACAGACACACAUUGUUGUCCUGACCUGAUAACUCAUUAGCUUCUGCCGCAGUUUGGAGAAUAGAUUUUAAAUACAUUCUCAGUAAACGUGCUCUGUCAGUGCUGGUAGAUUUGCCUUUGCAGUUUCAUAUUGUGUAAACACCGAUGUCCCCUUUUCACCUGUUUGUUUUGGAUUUCCAUGUAACAUAUUUUCCAAUAAAAACAUUUGCUAAUAAAGUUGUGUACCUUUAA